Endocarpon pusillum Z07020 is the source of this 330-nucleotide messenger RNA. RefSeq lists its product as uncharacterized. Lineage: Eukaryota; Fungi; Ascomycota; Eurotiomycetes; Verrucariales; Verrucariaceae. Bases 1 to 330 code for a protein of 109 amino acids. The transcript has a single exon. The record is from RefSeq and is a predicted model, not a curated record.
AUGGUCCUCUCGGCAAUGCAACUUGGGGCGAGUCUACCUCCAUUGAACACCAAUGGCGUAUUUCAGCAGGCAUACCACGGCCUUGUGGUUUUCUCAGUAGCCAUCGUGGCAGCAGUUGUGUCGCUUGGGGGAAUGGUUUUUCUUUCAAUCCUCUUGCUAAACAUGGUGCGGGCGAUUUCUCAUGAAAAGCGAGCAAGACGACAGCGAGAAAAGACUGCGCAAGAGCAGAAGGAGAUGAAAGAGGUAUUGGGAAGCAUCGUGGUGCCUGUAGGCCAGCUGGAUCAAUGUUGUACCUCUCUUGAGAAUGUGCAGGCACUCAUGUCGUCUUAG